This is a messenger RNA of Ochlerotatus camptorhynchus, 4509 nucleotides long. RefSeq lists its product as uncharacterized. Gene Ontology annotation, molecular function: RNA-DNA hybrid ribonuclease activity; nucleic acid binding. The transcript has a single exon. Lineage: Eukaryota; Metazoa; Arthropoda; Insecta; Diptera; Culicidae. The record is from RefSeq and is a predicted model, not a curated record. Bases 1 to 4509 code for a protein of 1502 amino acids.
AUGUCUACGCCACCCACGCCAUCCACCCGGACUAUUCUAAAGGACCACGCUAUUACCACACCACGAUCAAACUCCAGCCACCAUCAUCAGCCGUGUCUGCGAUUAGCCUCGGGUAGCCGGGGCCCCAUUGGACUGGAAGCUACACCCGAACCAGAACCUUUGGUAACCCCCCGGCGCCCAGGCUAUCCAGAUGAAGAAAUCUGUGCCUUGGGUACGCAGGGCACCGACAGUGCGGACGAUAGGACCCCACCGGAACUGGCGGGUACCCUCUGCGACCACAGGACGAAAAAUAUUGAGAAGAGCCCAGCAUUCGGUCCCGGUAUUCGGGGCCCCAUCGGUGCGGACGCCAUUCCCACACCGGAACUGAUGGUAACCCCCCGGAGCCGGGGCCUGCCUGGAAGAGGGACGGACAAGGGUGGAAACACCCAUACCCCUAAGGACAACGAGGGAUCUUCUUUGAUUGCGAGGAUCGGGACGGAAAAGGGACGUCAUUCCCAUUCCCCGAAGGAUAACGGAAACGAAGAAGGGUCAACAUCUGCCGGCCACGCAUCGACGAAGCAACGGAACCAUCCAAAAUUUCUUUCUCCCGUUGGAACAUCCCUGCCUUGGGUGGGUGGAACGCCUCCACCUGCCUCUGGUGGGGCUCUGUUUCAUUCGGUCCGCGUUCUAAACCCAUCGGCAAUCUCCGCUGCCGUACUUUCGACACCCGGGUCCGAUGGAACUCCCCCGCCUGGCUAUCGCGGGUCUCUAUCCGACGCCGACUAUGCGAACGAAACCGCCGACAACACGGAUGAAAUCAACGCCUCUGGCCACUACGACGUUCGACAUUCCGUCAACAUGAGCUGCGAAAGCACCGACUCGGCAACCGCCUUCCCGAAGCCGGCCCUGCCAAAGCCCGUUAACUUUCUGCUUCAAUGGAACCUUAACGGGUUCUUCCAACACCUGGCCAAUCUGGAACUUCUCUGCCAAGACAGCCUGCCAUGGGUGAUCGCCCUGCAGGAGGUAAACAAAGUGACGGUGGAACAAAUGGACCGUACGUUAGGAAGGAAAUACGCAUGGAUAAUGCAGCGUGGUAGCAACUUCCGUCACUCGGUAGCCAUUGGAGUCCUACGAGAGGUUGCCUUCCACCCGAUUGACGUCGCGUCCGAUCUCCCCUUCAUCGCCGUCCAGCUAGAAGGCCCUGUCAACAUUGCCGUUGCCUGCGCCUACCUGCCAUGCGGCCGAUUGAAUGGCCUCAACAACCAAGUGAAGAGUGCCAUCGACAAGCUCCCAGAACCACGAAUCCUCGUCGGGGAUAUGAAUGGGCACCAUCCCAACUGGGGAUGUCCGAGACCGAACAACCGCGGGUCCGCUCUGGCGGACCUUUUUGAAAGCGAAGACCUUGUCGUGCUCAAUGACGGGGCACUCACCUUCUUCAAUGGACGCCAUGCCACCGCCAUUGAUGUAUCCGCUGUCAGCCGAGACGUUGCUGGCAAGUUUCAAUGGACCGCCAAUUCGGAUUUAUAUGGAAGCGACCACUAUCCCAUACAGAUACAGCUACAUGCCGCAGCCGCCCCCGUAACCACCCGUAGGCCACGCUGGAGGUAUGACAAAGCUGAAUGGGAAGUGUACAGAAACGCCAUCCUCUCCGGUAUCAGCGAACAGGGUCCCGGUAACAUCCCCGACCUGACGAAGACAAUCCUCGAUGCAGCCGCCGCAUCCAUUCCCAAGACCAGCAGCAUCCCUGGACGAAAAGCCCUUCGAUGGUGGACCGAAGAAACGAAGGCAGCCGUGAAAGUCCGACGGAAGGCCCUCCGUAAGCUGAGAAGAACGAAGCCAGACGAUCCCGGCCGGGAUGGCAUUCUCGAACGUUAUCGCGGACUGCACAUCCAAUGCAGGCAAACGAUCCGGAGUGCCAAGCAGGAGAGUUGGACGAACUUUCUCGACAGCAUAGAUGCAUCCCAGUCCUCGGCAGAUCUUUGGAGCCGUGUAAACGCCCUCAGUGGCAAAAGACGUUCGAGCCCGCUGCAGGUGCAGUCUGAAGAUGGCACCAUCUCCGAACCAGUAGCCGUUGCCGAUGAGCUAGGGAAGUACUUCGCGGAGCUUUCAGCUAUCCCUGGAUACGGCGAGAACUUUCGUCGCCGCAACAACGCCACACCGGCCUCGAUUGGCAACUUUCCCGUACCGGUCGACAACGAUAGCGCCAGGAUAAACGGUGUUUUCUCCUGGGAGGAACUACAGUUUGCGCUCAGUAAGAGCAAGGGCAAAUCGGCGGGUCCCGACGAACUCGGAUACCCCCUACUAACACACCUACCGAUCGAAGGCCAAGUCCGUAUGCUUGAGCUCUUCAACGAACUUUGGACCACCGACUCCUAUCCAGCAUCGUGGAGGGAAAGCCUGGUCAUUCCGAUCCCGAAGACUAACGAAACAACGAAAGACGCGACGAAGUUCCGGCCCAUUGCCCUCACCUCCUGCAUGAGCAAGGUGUUCGAGCGGAUGGUGAACCGGAGAUUGAAGACCUUUCUGGAGACGAAUAGCUUGCUCGAUCACCGGCAACACGCCUUCCGUCAAGGAUGCGGCACCUCUACCUAUUUUGCCACACUGGGAGACGUGCUGAAAGAUGCCUUCGACCAGGGACACCACACCGAAAUCGUUUCGCUUGACAUCUCCAAGGCUUUCAACCGAACCUGGACUCCGGCCGUGCUUGCCCAACUCGUCCGUUGGGGACUUAAGGGACACAUGGUCCACUUCGUUCGGAAUUUCCUCACCGACCGCUCCUUUCGCGUCGCCAUUGGUAACGCCAAAUCCAGCAGCUUUCGGGAAGAAACGGGGGUCCCCCAGGGAUCCGUGAUCUCUGUCACGCUUUUCUUAAUUGCGAUGAACGGUGUCUUUAACCGGCUACCCAAGAACGUGCACAUCUUUGUGUAUGCCGACGACGUACUCAUCGUGGUAACCGGGCCCACCACAAUCCGCACCAGGAACAUAGCGCAAGCUGCCGUCACAGCCGUCGUGAAAUGGGCCGAAACAGCUGGUUUCCAGCUCUCGGCCAGGAAAAGUGUUAGAUGCCACGUCUGCCCGUCCCGACACAGGGUAAGCGGGGCCGCCAUCAAGAUCGCCGAUCAAGCUAUCCCCGUUAGGAACUCCGUUCGGAUUCUGGGUGUUCUGGUGGACCGCACGUUGUCUUUCGUGCCCCACUUCAACCAGGUGAAGAAGGAUUGUAGAAGCAGGGUCAAUCUGGUCAGGACCAUUUCCAGGCCACACCGAUCCAACAACCGGGCAGUUCGCUUCCGUGUCUCGCAAGCCAUCAUCGACAGCCGGCUGCUGUACGGAACCGAACUUACGUGCAUCGCAUCGGAGAAGCAGGAGGAAAUUCUUGGCCCGACUUCCAACAGUUGUAUCCGGAUCAUUUCCGGUCUCCUACCUUCCACCCCCGCAGAUUCUGCGUGUGUUGAAGCAGGGGUUCUACCCUUUCGGUACCGCAUCAUAAACGCCACGCUGUACAAAGCUGCAUCCUUCGCCGCCAAAACAGCAGGGAAUGGCAGAGUCUUCCUCCUCGACGAGGGGGAUAGAAUCAUGCAAUCGAUCGCCAGCAUCGACCUCCCCCCGGUGGCUAGGAUCCACUGGCACGGAGAGAAGAGUUGGCUCUCUUCCAAACUCAUAAUCGAAAACGCGAUCAAGAAUCGAUUCAAAGCAGGAGACAACUCUGUAGCCCUACGUUGCACAGUAGCUGAGCUUCUCAGGUCCAAGUUUACCGAUUUCACCCACCGGUACACCGAUGGUUCCCGAUCCAACACGGGCGUUGGCAUCGGAGUAUCCGGAAGUGGCAUACUCGUCAGCAACAGCCUACCACCGCAGUGCUCCGUUUACUCGGCAGAAGCGGCCGCGAUCUUCCACGCGGCUACGUCACCAGCUAAUCAACCGAUUCUUAUUUUGACAGAUUCGUACAGCGCUAUCCAGGAGCUCUGCUCGGCAACUCCCACCCACCCGUGGAUUCAGGCUACUGUCAAGUACGCACCCAGUAAUACCGUUUUUGCGUGGAUACCCGGCCACUGCGGAAUUCCCGGAAACGAGGCAGCCGACCAACUCGCUGGAACUGGACCGUCGGGUCCCAGAUUCACCGACAAAGUUCCCCUCCAGGACGUCAGACGGUGGAUUAAGGCCACCGUUCGGAAGGCAUGGACCGACCAAUGGGCCAGCACUCGAGGGCCUUUCAUCCGGAAAAUCAAGGGAACCACGGAGGCAUGGACGGACCUCCGAAACCUACCGGACCAGAGGAUACUCUCGAGGCUGAGGACUGGACACUGCCGUCUAUAUCUCAACUUCGGCGGAGGACCCUUCCGCAGGAGCUGCACUAUCUGCCACGUUCCGGCAACCGUCGAACACCUACUGUGUGUCUGCCCGGAAUUCCAGGACCUCCGGGAGACUUACGGGAUUACCUCCAGCAUCCGGAACCUGCUCGGAGAGGACUCGCCUGCUGCCGACGCCCUCCUGGUAUUCCUGAGGGAGGCGAAUUUGUAUCAUCAAAUUUAG